Molecule: messenger RNA, 5016 nt
Organism: Fragaria vesca subsp. vesca
Lineage: Eukaryota; Viridiplantae; Streptophyta; Magnoliopsida; Rosales; Rosaceae
Product: PH-interacting protein-like
Exons: 24
Coding region: 96-4748 (1550 amino acids)
Biological process (GO): regulation of cell shape; regulation of transcription by RNA polymerase II; cytoskeleton organization
Cellular component (GO): nucleus
Molecular function (GO): protein binding
Source: RefSeq, a predicted model, not a curated record
GGGAACCAACAGCUCACUGGACUCGGCCACAGCUUCAGUUUCAGUUUCUAUCUCUUUUGCUUUGAUGAAGCAAAUUUGAAGGUUUUACUCCAAUAAUGGAUUCUCGGAAAUGCACUCCGUUUGGUGGUGCAAAUUCUCUUAAUAUGGCACCUUCAAAUAUAUUAAGUAAGGUGAAUGAGAGGGCUAAAUUUGAAAAAGAAGAGAGGGAUACAGGUCACACUGUUGAGGCUGGAGCAGAUGUAGAUAUUAAAGAAGUAUACUUUCUGAUUAUGCACUUUCUAUCCGUUGGGCCAUGUCAGAAGACUUUUGAACAACUUGCGAAUGAUCUUUUGGAACAUCAACUCCUGCCUAGAAGGUAUCAUGCAUGGUUUUCAAGAAGCGGUAUAAGCAAUAGCAAUGAUAAUGAUAGUAGUAGCUCUUUCCCACUGAGUUACAACAAGUUGGUUGAAAGGUAUCCUCAUAUAGAGAACGAUCACUUGGUAAAGCUUCUAAAGCAACUGAUGUUGAGUAUAGCUACUCCUUUGCAUGGCAAGUUUGGAAGAAAUACUCUGAAUGCAGCUGACGUCCCUACAUUGUUGGGAACCGGUUCUUUUUCGCUUCUGGACUGUGAUAGGAAUGUGGUGAAUAAGCGAGUUAAGCCGCUUCCUGCUCACCUGCGUUGGCCUUACAUGCAGGCUGGUCAAAUUCAUGGACUUGGUUUAAGGGAAAUUGGAGGAGGUUUCACUAAGCAUCAUCGUGCACCAUCCAUUCGCUCUGCAUGCUAUGCCAUUGCUAAACCAUCAACUAUGGUGCAAAAAAUGAACAACAAAAAGAAGCUAAGGGGGCAUCGUAAUGCUGUCUAUUGUGCCAUUUUUGAUCGGUCUGGAAGAUAUGUUAUCACUGGAUCGGAUGAUCGUCUUGUCAAGAUUUGGUCAAUGGAAACUGCACUUUGCUUGGCUAGUUGUCGUGGACACGAGGGUGACAUUACUGACUUGGCUGUGAGUUCAAACAACACUUUGGUGGCAUCUGCUUCAAAUGAUUUUGUUAUUCGAGUUUGGCGUUUGCCAGAUGGAUGUCCCAUUUCCGUUCUACAGGGCCAUACUGGAGCUGUGACUGCUAUUGCAUUCAGUCCAAGGCCUAAUGCAAUUUACCAACUUUUAUCGUCAUCAGAUGAUGGGACUUGUCGAAUUUGGGAUGCUAGGUUCUCCCAGUUCCCUCCACGGAUAUUCAUGCCAAAACCUUCGGACCCUUUAACAGGGAAGAGCAAUGGUAUUUCAAGUCUUGGAACCUCAUCAAAUAGUGGCCCACAAGGCCAUCAAAUACUUUGUUGUGCUUACAAUGCUAGUGGAACUGUUUUUGUCACCGGUAGCUCUGACACUUUUGCUCGGGUAUGGAGUGCUUUGAAAUCUAACUCAGAUGACUCAGAACAACCAAUACAUGAGAUGGAUGUAUUAUCUGGCCAUGAGAAUGAUGUCAAUUAUGUGCAAUUCAGUGGUUGUGCCCCUUUAUCAAAAUCUUCAAUUUCUGACUCUUUGAAGGAGGAGAAUGUUAUGAAGUCCAAGAAUUCAUGGUUUUGCCAUAACAACAUAGUUACCUGCUCACGUGAUGGCAGUGCCAUUAUAUGGGUUCCAAAAUCACACAGAUCGCAUGGCAAGUUUGGACGAUGGAUCCGUGCUUACCAUCUCAAAGUUCCACCUCCCCCACUGCCUCCUCAACCUCCUCGAGGUGGCCCACGUCAGAGAUUUCUUCCUACCCCUCGUGGUGUUAACAUGAUUAUAUGGAGCCUGGAUAACCGCUUUGUGCUUGCUGCUAUAAUGGAUUGCAGAAUAUGCGUGUGGAAUGCUGUUGAUGGUAGUUUAGUACAUUCUUUGACUGGUCAUAAUGCAUCUUCUUAUGUUUUGGAUGUUCAUCCGUUUAAUCCUCGGAUUGCUAUGAGUGCUGGGUAUGAUGGACAAACAAUCAUAUGGGAUAUCUGGGAAGGAACACCCAUAAAGAUUUAUGAAGUUGGACAUGUUAAGUUGGUUGAUGGGAAGUUUUCCGCGGAUGGGACAUCCAUUGUACUUUCAGAUGAUGUGGGACAGAUAUAUUUAAUAAACACAGGUGAAGGAGAGUCCCAAAAAGAUGCUAAAUAUGACCAGUUCUUCCUGGGAGAUUAUCGCCCCCUUGUGCGGGAUAAUGCUGGACAUCUUCUUGAUCAGGAGACACAGCUUCCGCCUUAUCGAAGGAAUCUUCAAGAUCUUAUCUGUGACUCAAGUAUGAUUCCAUAUCCGGAGCCAUAUCAGAGUCAAUACCAGCGGCGUCGUCUUGGUGCAUUGGGAAUGGAGUGGAAACCUUCAUCAGUAAAUUUUGCAGUUGGCCUGGAUAUUGGUGCAGGCAUGGACUAUCACUUGCCUCCGUUGCCUGAUUGGGAGAGAGUGAUAGAGCCACUUCCAGAUUUCAUCGAUGCCAUGCUUUGGGAGCCAGAAAAUGAGUUCAUAAGUGAAGAUACUGAUUCAGAUUUUCAUGUUACUGAGGAAAAUUCCAGUGAAGAGGAUAGAGCAAAUAUUAGCACCAGUUCCUCCAGUGAUCCAGAAUGCAGUGCAGAAGACAGUGAAGUUGAAUGCAGCCAUAAGGAUGGUCUUCGCAGAUCAAGAAGAAAAACACAAAAGGUUACCUCUUCUGAGAGACGUGGGAAGAAAAGGAAUUUGAGUGAGGAAGAUGGCAUUAUAUCUGGGAGUAACAGAAUUAAAAAUCCAAAAGGUGGCCGAAAAGUUCCAAAGAGGAACUCUGGAGCAAAAAAGUCAAGACCUCAGAGGGUUGCAGCACGGAAUGCUCGAAAUGUGCUUUCUCAGAACCCCGGAACAUCUACAGAUGGAGAAGAAGAUGACUGGGAAGCUGACUCAUCAGAUAGUGAGCCGCGUCAGAAAAAGUUCCACAGUCAAAGCAAUGAGUUUGAUGGAAGCUAUAAGAAUAUGCAAGAGAUACAGAAUAAAGAAAAACCUUCCCUACAUGAGAUACCUGAUAUCGCCAAUCCUCUUGCUGUUCCUGAGUCUCAAACAAAUGUUCAAAGAAAAAGAUUGGUUUUGAAGCUUCCGCUCCGUCGUGAUUCAAAGAAACAAGAGGCUCUACAGGAUUCUUCAUCUUCUAGAUAUCAUGAAGUCGGUCAAGAUAAGAAGAUUAAUAAUAGCUGUGUGGAUGGAGCUUCAUCUUCGGCAGAUGCCCUUGAUGUGCAGUUCUCUGCAAAUCUCGUGAGUAAUGUGUUUACAGAUCCUGGGAAAACCAUAGAGGCUGGGAAUCCUGUGGAGGCAUCUUCAUGUGAUGUGGAGAACAAAAUUAGGUGGGGAGAGGUGAAAAGCCGCACACCAAAGCAUGCAAGAAAGCACUCUGAUGAAUCAAUGGAUAAUGCUCCCCUUAAGUUUCUUGCACGGGAAGAAAUAGGUCCUGGAACCUUAAUGCAUGGAAAUCCUUCAUGCAUGGACCGGAAUGUGAAUCUGGAAGAAGUACCAGAAAUGAGUGGAGGUUCUGGCACAUCAAGUUCACGGAGAUUUUUCUGCAAGGAUAGGACAAAAGCAGAAGGCUUUGAUGGUAAAUUGGAAGAAAAUACUUCUCGGAGCAAUGAUCAUUAUGAUGCAGGAAUGAAUCUCCCUGAAGCUGCAACUGAUUCAGCACGCAGGCUAAGAACCAUAAAGAUCAAGGCGACUUCACGUGAACUGGACUCUUUGAGCCGUAUCCCUAAGUCGAGAGUGGUCCAUCAAAGGACAUCAAUAGAUGCAGAAGAUUCCACUGCCAAAGUCCGUGAUACAAGACUUCAGAGAUCAAUGUCUACUAGAAAUCAGCUGAACCAAAGUUUGUCAACUCAAAGGAUGUUGACUAACCCUGUCGGAAAAUUUUCAUGGCUGAUGUUGUCGAAACACGACGAAGGUUACCGUUAUAUUCCUCAGCUAGGUGAUGAAGUUGCAUACUUGAGACAGGGUCAUCAAGAGUAUAUGGACUUGGCUUUGAAGUCGGAUCACGGCCCUUGGGGUCCGUGGGGAUCAGUGAAGGAAAAAAUCAGAGCUGUGGAAAUCUGCAAGGUUGUAGGCCUCGACUAUGAUACCAUGCCUGGUUCAGGAGAAAGCUGUAGCAAGAUCUUAUUCAGAUUUGUGGAGCCUUCUUCUGCUCUGUAUGGUAAAACCUUUAAAUUGACAAUGCCUGAAAUUGACUUUAAUGACUUCAUAGUUGAGAAAAGCUGGUAUGAUGCUGCCAUUGGAAGAAACUGGGCAGUCGGAGAACACUGUGAUGUCUGGUGGAGGGACUCAGAGUUAGAGGGAGGCGGUGCGUGGUGGCAAGGCCAAAUUGUGCGCUGUCAGGAAAAAUCUCAUGAGUUUCCUGAUAGCCCGUGGUUAAGAUAUGAGGUUAGCUACGAGAAUGAAGAUGAUUUACCUCAUAGGCAUUGUCCUUGGGAACUGCAUGAUGUGUCCAUGUCAUGGGAAGCACCGCAUAUUGAUCAUGAAAGCAGAGAUAAGCUGCUUCACUUUUUCACUAAAUCAGAAAGAAAGGACUCUGAGGCCAUCCAAGAAAUGAAUCGAGCUGUUCAGAAGGUGGAUUUCUGCAACAGCUUUCCUGUUCCAUUGUUCCCUGAACUAAUCGAAGCAAGGUUAAGGAAUGACUAUUAUAGGAGCUUGGAAGCAGUGAAGCAUGACAUAACCCAGAUGCUAGAAAACGCUCGGCAUUACUUCAAGAGAAAUGAAUUGCAAGCCAGGAUUAAGCACAUUUCAAAAUGGUUUAAGAAAAAAAUUUCUAGGUUGUAGAGGGAGAUGGAGAACCAUCUUGAUAGAUUCAUGUUUUUUUUUCUGUGUAAUCUAGGUUUUAGGCCCCCUUCAUAAUUUUUCUGGGUAAAGCAGUCCUUCCGAAGGAAGAGAGAAAUCCUUGAGGUGGGAUAUGUUUCUUUGUAUGCACUCUUGGAUCUAAAUAUUAAAUAUCAUCAUAAUAGUUGUUUCUCUUUCAUACGAAGAAUGCUUAGUUAGAAGGUUUUGGAUUGAGUUUCGAUUUUAGUGGAGAGAAAUAUAAGUGCUUUGU